This is a messenger RNA of Nilaparvata lugens (brown planthopper), 5494 nucleotides long. RefSeq names its product phosphatidylinositol 3-kinase catalytic subunit type 3-like. The coding region runs from base 451 to 3111 and encodes 886 amino acids. Gene Ontology annotation, molecular function: 1-phosphatidylinositol-3-kinase activity. The transcript has a single exon. NCBI's taxonomy places the organism in Eukaryota, Metazoa, Arthropoda, Insecta, Hemiptera, Delphacidae. The record is from RefSeq and is a predicted model, not a curated record. Gene Ontology annotation, cellular component: phagophore assembly site; cytoplasm; phosphatidylinositol 3-kinase complex, class III, type II. Gene Ontology annotation, biological process: phosphatidylinositol-mediated signaling; autophagy of peroxisome; endocytosis.
AUUUUUUUACUAAGUUUAGUGUCGUACAGUACAUUCAACUUUAUUCGACUUUCCCUCUUUCUGAUUUUGAGACUGUAUGAAAAUGUAAUUGAACUAGAUUUGAUAAUUAAUUUUUAUUCUCAAUAAGUUAUAUUAUUCAUCAUACAUUCGAGUUCGAAAAAUCAGAAAUGUUAUUAAUAGGUUCUUAUAAUUUAUUAAUUGAGCUUGAAACAAACGAUACAGAGUAUGUUGUUAGGUAGUUGAACUAUCAGUUUUUCCCUGAUUGAAUAGCUUUGAGCUACGAUGACGCUUGUCACUUUCCAAUAGAUUACGACGUUCACAAUCUGUUUCACUGUUUAUAAGUGAGAGAUCAAUUCAAGUGAAGUUCAAAGAUCGUACCAUAUAUAAUCUCAGUUGUUGAGCUGCAUUCAUGUGUGUUGGAAGUGUGUUUUGUAUGUAUCCCUGUGCGCGAUGAAUUUCGAACCGGAAUUCGACACCUUCCGAUAUGUUUACAGUUGUAACGUGGACACUCCUUUGCAAAUGAAGAUAGGGACUUUGGAAGGUGAUAUUUGUACGAACAGUGAGUGCUCGUUCAAGGACACACAUCCGGCUCGAUUCAAGAAGCGCAGCAUCGAAUCUGAUUUGAUAGUGACAGCACAAGUUUUCUCGGACGGCCGCGCCUUGACAGUGCCAAUAACGUCGAGUAGCAAGGCAUUCUCCAAUCAUUGGAAGUGGAAUGAAUGGAUAUCGUUCCCUUUGCUCUUCAGUGAUCUUCCCAGACGCUCGCUCCUAGCGUUAACUGUCUACUACACCGACCAAGGUGUUGUCAAACCUGUGGGGGGAACUACUGUUGAACUAUUUGGGAAGUACGGUUUAUUCAGACAAGGCGUCAAAGAUUUAAAAAUCUGGCCUCAUGAAGUUGCUGAUGGAAACGUUAAUACUAAGACACCUGGCAAAAUACAGGGUGACUUUCAGAAGCAUUCACUUUUGAAACUAGCCAAGAAACACAAAACUGGGGAGUUGGUUAAAAUAGACUGGUUGGACAAACUGACAUUCCGUGAGGUAGAGAUCUUGUAUGAGAUGGAGAAGAGGAAAUCAAACAAUUGGUACCUGAUGAUUGAAUUUCCUCAAAUCAUGUUGAACGAUAUAUCGUACUCAAUUGUUUACUAUGAGAAGGAUGGUGAUGAUAUCUACCUGUACAGAACAGAGACAAACAGACUCAUGAAGGACCCGGAAAAUCCUGAUGAUAAUCUAGUGGAAGACAAAAGUCAUAAGUUAGCUCGCAGCAUACGCACCGGCGGUGAUUACGACAGAUCCAUCAAGCCCAAUUCCACAGUUCGUGAUUCACUGAACACAAUUAUUCUCUAUCCUUCCACAACACAAUUAUCUGUAGAGGAAAAAGAUCUCAUUUGGAAAUAUCGGUACUACCUUAGCAAACAGAAAAAAGCGUUGUCGAAAUUUGUAAAGUGUGUGAAUUGGAAUAUGGAAGCUGAAGCCAUUCAAGCCAUUGCUAUGAUGGAAGAAUGGGCUCCCAUGGACGUGGAAGACGCUCUAGAACUCCUCGGUCCUGCUUUCUCUCAUCCUUCUGUUCGCAAAUAUGCCAUUUCGCGGCUACAACAAGCUUCUGAUGAUGAUCUUCUAUCUUACCUAUUGCAGCUUGUUCAGGCCUUGAGGUACGAGGAUUUUGAAAGCAUCGAUGAAUCAUUCGCUCUUCUUCCUAGUUCAGUUUCUCUUACUGAAUAUAAUGAAUUACUAAACGAAAAUUCUGUUAUUGGUGAACAAAAUGACAAUAAUUCAAACAAUAAUGUUGAGGAUGAACGUAGAGAAACUCCAGAAGAAAGUAGUAGUCAUUUGUUUGUAGGAGCUUCAAAAUUUGAUCUUGUAAAUUUCCUUAUAAAUAGAGCCUGUGCCAACCCCAUCUUAGCAAAUAACUUUUACUGGUAUUUGUCUACAGAAUGUGAAGAGAAAGACACAGCUAGCAAUCGUGACAUUCAUGUGGAAGUCCGUUCAAUGUUCAGUAAAGUAUCCACACUUCUUUUGUCAGCACUUCAAACAAACAGCGAGAAAAGCAACAUUUUCUACAAGAGUCUUCUGAAACAACAAACCUUCAUAAAGAAUCUGGAAAAUGUUAUGAAAAUUGUUGCAAGGGAAAGUGGAAAUCGUACUAAGAAGAUGGAAAAACUACGUUCUCUUCUAGCUGAUUCAGAAUCAGAUAUACAUUUUACAAGCUUUGAUAAAUUUUUCUUCCCAUUGGAUCCGAAAAUCCAGGUGAAGGGUAUCUAUCCAGAGAAAUCAUACCUCUUCAAAUCUUCAAUGAUGCCAUCCCUGUUAUCAUUCAUAACUACAGACGCAACAGAAUACAUAACUAUUUUCAAGAAUGGUGAUGACCUGAGACAAGAUCAAUUAGUUGUGCAGAUAAUUAAUCUGAUGGACAAAUUACUUCGCAAUGAAAAUCUGGAUUUGAAGUUGACUCCUUACAAGGUGCUCGCUACAAGUACCAAAACAGGCUUCGUCCAGUAUAUACAAUCUGUUUCAAUAGCUGAGAUUCUUUCAACUGAAGGGACUAUCCAAAAUUUCCUACGUAAAAACAAUUUCAACCAGGCCGGCCCUUAUGAGAUAGCACCGGAAAUAAUGGAUACUUAUAUUAAAAGCUGUGCAGGGUAUUGCGUGAUCACUUACAUUCUGGGUGUCGGCGACAGACAUUUGGACAACCUGUUGCUGACUAGUAAUGGUAAACUUUUUCACAUAGACUUUGGGUACAUCUUGGGUAGGGAUCCUCACCCUCUGCCUCCUCCUAUGAAACUCACCAAAGAAAUGAUCGAAGCUAUGGGAGGUGUCAACUCAGAACAGUACAAACGCUUUUGCAAACUGUGCUACACUAUUUUCCUGCACCUGAGAAGGCAUGCCAAUUUGAUACUGAAUCUAUUCGCUCUAAUGGUGGACGCUAGUGUGCCUGACAUUGCGUUGGAGCCGGACAAAGCAGUGAAGAAAGUGCAGGAGAAGUUUCGCCUGGAUUUGGAGGAUGAAGAAGCGUGCAUCUACUUCAAGAGUCAGUUGGAUAUGUCGGUGACUGCUCUGAUGGCCACUGUUGUUGAGCGUAUGCAUAGAUUUGCUCAAUACAUGCGCAAGUGAUGAUUGCAUUAGAGUUUCGAAAAUGUAAUUAUAAUUUCGUACACACCUAUCAGUUUUGUUUUUCUGCAAUUACGAAUUAUAACUGAAAUAGAUAAUGACUGCCUGUUAUAGACUCUUGUCUUAAUGUUGUGACUCCGUCUUGAUCUAUUAUGAUCGGAGACGAUUUCAUAUCUAUGAAACAUUACAAUGAAAUUCUACUAUUCGAUACAUGUGUUAGCCUAAUAUGUAUUAGAAUUUACACAUUCUAUUAAAAUUAUUACAAUUUAAAAAUUAAUAAUUACUCAUUUCAGUCUACUUUGUUCAUUAUAUUGUGAAUUGAUUCAAAGUAUGAAUUGUUUGUUGUUUUUUUUGGAAAAAUCAAAUGAAAGUUCUAUUCUCUUAUAGUACUUAACAUAAAAAUUUAAAUUUGAAAGUUUUUGGAACGUUUUCAAUCCCCAGUUCUAAAUAUGACUUGAAAUACAGGUUUUAACUGAUACUACACUGCCAGGAAAAUCUUGAAUAUUCUAUGAAUUUCCAAUUUUUUCCAAAUAUUGAAGAUAUAUUUUGAAAAUUGAAUUGUAUGAGCAAGACUGUGGCUAGUAAUGAAUUGAACUGAAUUUAAUUCGUAUCGAAAUUCUGAGACUUGAAGCCCUUAUUUUCAGAAGCCCGCAUUUUCAAAUGCGCAGUGAAGUGAAAAAUGUUUCAAAAUGUGUUGAUUGCUUGAUAGCUACUGAGGUAGCUCUUAAUAUGUCUUCCGACUAAAUUAUUUUCAGAUACAGUAUCUAGAAUGAUGAUUUUGUUUGAUGAAUGAUUUGUAGAUUCAAUUUUAGAUUACAUCUACAUUAUACUAGGUAUCGUGCGAUCUUUUAAAGGUUAUAGGACGAAUAAAGAAACCAUCAAAUAAAAUUUGAAUUUUUAUUGGAGCAGCUUUGUUUUGUUUGAUUUAGAACAAGUGAUAAAAAUUAUCAUUUUACACACGAAGAGUUUUUACUGUACAUAUUAUACAUUAUAAUUUUAAUUUGUUUAUCAAAGAGAUUCAUUCUCUAAGAGAAUAUUAUUUUGAUCACAGGAGCUUUUAAAUUUCAUCAGCCACACAAAGCAGGCAAUUUUUCUCAGACAUUGAAAAAGGUCAUUAGGUCGGCUAUUCUUUUCUUUUAUCAUUAAUUCAUGAAUUUAUUCAUUGAAAAUUUAGAUGAAGUUCGGCUGAGCAAUUAUUUAUUCUAUUGAUCAAUGUCAGAUAACAAAGUAACUUUGAGGAAAACUAAGUCAUUAAUCGAACUAAUUCUCAAUAUUAUUCAUGUAACUUAAAUCUCGAUUUGCUCAAGUAUUCAAUUUAUUUUUAAUUACUGAUGUUUCUGAAAAGAUUCUUAUUUAAGGAAAGUUUUUUACAACAAGAACUAUUCCCUUUAAUCCUCUUUUUAUUACACCAUAGUAAUUAUUAUAAUUGAAAAUGUCAAUCAACUAUUGAUGCAAUUCUGUAAUGUAGGUAAUUUACAAAUAAGCAUAGUUCAAAAAACUAAUAAUAAUUUUUAAUGGAUUAUGAUAUUUUUCUACAGCUCAAUUUUGUACAUUUUUUUAUUCCACACAAAUCAAAUGAGAAUCUUCUUAUACUGAAUCACACAGAAAAGAUCAGAUUCAGUAUAAUAUCAUCAUUUCAGUAGCCUAAUAGCUACUAGUCUAUUUUUCAGCAAUGCAUCUCAUUUCCUUAUUGUCUAAUGAAAUUUAAAUACUAUACGCAAUCAUUUCUUCUCAGCGUGAUUGAUACUGUAAAAGUGUAAACAAUAAAAAACCUUCUGACGUAAGGUUUUUGCAACUUUCAAACAGAUUCAUCAAACUUCUUGGUAAGAAAAUACAUUAGACUCGAUUUUAUUGACUUGGUAAAUUGAAAGCUAAUAAAGGUUUGAUUUUAGUAAAAAAAUAUUACUUACAUUCAAAUAAAUUUCCUAUUCUUCAAGAACUAUAUAAGCUAUGUUAUUAUAUACGAAAAAACAUAAAGAACUUGAACAUGUUCAUUUAUUUUCGUAAAAUAUUGAAAUGAGCAUCUAAAAUGUUUGAAUGAGCAUUCAAACAAUGAUCAUAUUAUUGAUCAUCUGAACCAGACAGUCCAGUUUUUCAUAGUAUUAUUGUAUCAAUGGUGAACAUCUAACAAGUUAUACAACAGCAAACUCAAUUACCAUUACAAAAAAAGGAAUUUUAUUAAUAUUUAAUUGAUAUUUUCCAAAAUUUUAAGAGCUGUAAAACAUCAUAUCGAAAUAGCAAUAUACAAUUAAAAAUUGUACAUUCUAGUAUAACAAUACAUUUAACCUGGGAAAAUAUUGAACCAUCAAAUGUAAUUGUUAUUUGAUUCAAAAGGAAGUAUCAUUUCUUUAUAAUUAUAUUGUGAAAUAAAGAAUCUUAAAUUGUU